CUCGUUCGGCACACAGUCGAACUCCUUCGCCACUGGACGACGGACGUCGUCGUCGUCGCUGUCAACGUCCUCGUCGUCAUCAGCAUCCACGAUACCAUCAUGUCGUACAUCAUGAUCGGCAUCCUGAUGAUUCUCACGUCGAUCGCGCGUGGCUGCUCCGGCUGCCCGUUCUGCGCCAGGCAACUGUUGCAGCAGCUGCAGCAGCAACAGCAGCAAUCACAGCAGCAGCAGCAGCAGCAGGAGCGGCAAGAGCAGCAGCAGGAACCGUACCGGACGAUCGGCAGCCUGAGACCGUUCGGCGCCGACAAGCCGACCCGUGUCCAGGAGUUCAACCGAACCGGCGUGCUGCACCCCGAAUAUCAGAUACCGGCGACCAUCAGGCCUGGCAACGUGUCUCAGUUCUAUUACCUGAGCCCACGAGAAGGCCCGCCUCUCACGUUACUCGUUAGCCCGUGCAGCGGUCCGAUCUCAUGGACGGUCAGUUACGUGGAGCCGCCCGAAAACGAUCAGGAAGCGGAAGGAAUAAAGUCGCAAACGCGGUGGCCCGUGAAGACCCUGAAGCCAGGUUCACCUCUCUUCAUGUACGAGGGCGCGGACGACCAAAAUUUCACGAUACCAAAGACGCGGGCCGGUCUUUACUGGUUCGAGAUCAAGUCCGUGGAGUCGGCGGGCAACGACGACUCGACGAGCCGCUCGCCCGGCACCGUGCUCCUGUACGCGACGUCCAGCGCCUUGGAUCACGUAUCGGGCAUUUACACCAACGAGAAGGAGCAUCGGCAUCGUUCGCUGAGAUUUCAGCAGCGACGAAGUAAGCGCCGACUGACGGUGUCCUGGAACAAAAGCCAUGUAGAUCCUCAUCUGUCCAGCUACUGUUUAGUCGUGACGUCGGGCACGCAGCCGCAGCCGUCGACGCUCUGCGCCGCUCACAACGUUCUCAAGACACACCCGCAUACGACGAGAACCGGCUCCUCCUCGAAGGAGCACCAUCAUCGGGGCGUCCCGGAAGGACUGCACUGCGUGCGGCAGACCAAGCUGACGCUCCACAGAAUGCGAUACGACACUACGUACAACUUCACUCUAUACGUGGUGAAUACGCGGAACAACGUUUCCAAUCGAGUCGCCACCGACACCAUCAGGUUCAAGAAGCCGGAACUGACGUUGCGAACUGGUCGUUACAUCACGGCUAAUCUACGGAAGACGGACGGUUUCGUGAACUUCCGCUAUCGACCGCCGGAUAACACCUCGAGCAUCUUUCACAUACUUCCCUGCGGCGGCGGCAUCGUGAAGGCGAAAUUAAGUGCUCAAGGAGCAUUAUUACGGGAGAAAGAAGUGGUGGGAUAUGCCUCAUUACGUGUACCUCCUCUGCCUCCCGGUAAGACGUACACGUUACGUAUAUCGACCACACCGCAGGAGCUGGUCCGAGUAUCCACCAUAAAAGUGCUGGCCACGCAGGAGUCAUCCACCAUUUAUCCGCAAAUACCAACAAAAAACCCACCGCGGGAGUACCGAUCUCUACGGACUUGUCAUGAGGUAACGAUAGGAGUAGAGCCGGCUGGCGCCGCCAAGUACUGCAUCCUGGUGAAGGAGCUACGGAGCUCCUCGUCCUUGGCGAGUGUCACGACCGUUCCGGAUCAGUGCGGGCUUCAUCGGCGCAGACGGUCCGAGUACACGUUCGAGGUCUGUGAGGAGAAGCGAAGCCCACCGAAAGACCGGGCGCUGCCGUUCAAGCUGACAAGGCUGCAGCCCGGUAAGGCUUACCUGCUGCAGAUCACAGCGCAGCUGAAGGGUCAAUCCUUGUCCUACCCGCUGCUAGGUGUGCGCACACGACGUUCCUGUGACACAUGAUCCACAUGAUUCCUAUUGAGCGAACUGCAGCAACAGCGACUCGACGAUAAUCUGCACCGUUAGUGGCUUCUUAAAGAAAUCCCUUCCAAACUGUUAUGAUUCAAAGAUAAUUUAUGACACGAAGAUAUAUAUAUAUAUAUAUAUAUAUAUAUAUAUAUAUAUAUCCAUGAUGUCCGUGAAAUUUUGCCAUCUUCGCGUGAGGACAUUUCGACGCGAAUCGAAUACACAGAUUAUUCAUUUGGAGAUUGACGCAAGAAGUCGAGUUUCGUAAGUUCGUCGAAGUGAGUACACUGAGAGAAAAAAUAUUUAAGGAAUAAAAAAUAUUCAGUGAGUACUAACAUGUUAUAUCAAUAUAAAAUAUUUUUCAAAUAUGAAAAUCAUACAUUUUUUUUUAAACAGCUGUUCAUGAAAACAAUUGUUCGUUCUAUUUAAGUAAAAGAGAAUUUUUGAAAAUUUAUUAUUCUCUAUUUAGAGAAAGAAUUUAGAUUUUUAAAUGCAUAUCUUGUCCAGGGGGUCAAUCAUGAAUUUUUUUCUCUAACGUAAACUCGUGAAAAGUGAACAUUUCUAUAUGCUUUUACAUUAGAACAUUUUCACUUUUCACGAGUUCACGCUAGAGGAAAAGAUUUAUGAUUGACCAACGGAGUGUCCACUGAACAGAUAUUCUUUUCUUUUUUUUUAUAAAUAUUCUUUCUCUCGGUGACAUCGAGCGACGUGAUAUCAGGUACAAAUUCGUUAUAUUUCAAAAUUUCGCCUCGCUUGUGAGGUAAGUACAAAGAUCGAGCGCGAUAUUUAAAGUGGGUCUUGUGGAUCGUUCUAUCUUGCUGCCCAAGAGAUCGAAGUAGAAGAGUAGUAUUUGUAGCAGGAGACGAUUGUGGAGAACUGUUACCGGAUUCGGGGAUUACGUUCAGUCGCAUUUCGAGGCACAGUCUAGUCUAGAUUUUACGACAACGUACAAUCGGCGUCCGCGGUGGGCGCGGGACGACCCGUACAUCGAUAUAUAUUUUGCUAUUUGUGUAAUGUACAUGUACAUUCUUAUAUAUAUAUAUACGAUACGUCUUUUUUAUCUUGAAUAAGUACACCGAGUAUUUUUGCAACUUACACGACGAGUUUGUAAUAAGCGUGGAUGUGAGCCACACUUGAAAUCGCGAGAACUAAUGAAGAAAUCGAUCUAGAUAGAUAAGUAAGCACUUGUUCACGCACGUACGGCGUGCAAACGUCAAAGCACGCUUGACGCAUUCGUAAUAAAAGUAAGAAUCGUCCCUCUGGCGUAUACACACAUACACACACACACACACAAGCCUCACUUCUCUUCCUUUAAUAACCCGAAUAAAAAUAUAUACCAGAA
Molecule: messenger RNA, 3190 nt
Organism: Odontomachus brunneus
Lineage: Eukaryota; Metazoa; Arthropoda; Insecta; Hymenoptera; Formicidae
Gene: nord
Product: protein NDNF
Exons: 7
Coding region: 100-1845 (581 amino acids)
Source: RefSeq, a predicted model, not a curated record